AUCACAUCAAAGUUGGCGAUCGGGUGGCCGUCGAGCCGACCGUUCCCUGUCGUCUCUGCUCUUUCUGCAAAACCGGUUCAUAUAAUUUGUGUCCAGACGUCAAAUGUCACGGCACACCACCAGUUGAUGGCACUCUUAGGCAAUAUUUUAAAUAUGACUCCGAUUUCUGUUUCAAGAUAGAGGAGCACAUGAGCGAUGAAGAGGGAUCUCUGGUGGAGCCGAUGGCAGUUGCCGUCCAUUCGUGUCGAAGAGCUCUUAUAACAAUUGGCGACUCUGUGCUCAUAUGCGGCUCCGGACCCAUCGGUUUGGUUAACCUAUUGGUUGCCAAACAAUUUGGAGCUAAAAAGAUCUAUAUAACGGAUAUAAACGCCGCUCGACUCAAAGUGGCCGAAGAGAUGGGUGCAGACAAAGCCAUUCUCAUCGAUACUAAACUUUCUGACGAACAGAACAUCGAAAAAGUGAAGAAAGCGAUCGGAGGCAGAGUUAACGCUGCGAUUGAAUGCACAGGCGUUCAGUCGAGUAUCAAAUUAGCGAUGCUUUUGACCCAAAGUGGCGGCCGAGCGGUACUCGUGGGUCUCGGACCCGCAGAAGUGACGAUUCCUAUAUCAGAAACAGCUCUUAGAGAGGUUGACAUUAGAGGCAUAUUUCGAUACACUAAUUGUUUCCCAUUGGCCGCAAAACUCAUCGGUUCCGGUGAAUUGAAUGUCAAGCCAUUAAUUACACACCAUUUUAAGCUCAAAGAAGUGACGAAAGCGUUUGAGGCUUUUGACAGAGGAGAGGGCAUGAAGAUUAUGGUUCAUUUGCACGAUUAAAACAAUCACAAAUUGUUAUGCAAAUCAAACUUUUACAAAUAAGGAUUUAAUUUUGAAACAAAUUCCAAAAUGUACUUACCAAGCUCAUAAUUACAAAACAAUGUAUACC
This is a messenger RNA of Medioppia subpectinata, 921 nucleotides long. The record is from the annotation of a GenBank genome assembly. Lineage: Eukaryota; Metazoa; Arthropoda; Arachnida; Sarcoptiformes; Oppiidae.